GAGUGCCAAAAAAAAAAAAAAAAAGUGCUGAAGAGUCCCCGGGUGAUGAGGCUAUUUUUGUUCAAAGCUGAUACUUCUAGCUCAGCCACAAGUGCUGCUUGGAAAGGGCUUAGGUUGUUUCCAGGGGGAGAACUCUGCAGAGAAGAGGCAAAGUUCAACAGGACAACAAAAAAGCAGCAGAGAAACAGCCAGGAUAACGAGGAGCCCUCACGUUUAAACAUAGAACCCUGACCAGAGUUCUCGAAUUCCGAAAAUAUUCUGCAAAGUGCUUCUUGACAGAGAAAUUUUCACCUGACUUUUACUUGCUACGGCCACCAUGACUGAGAUCACUGCUGAAGGAAAUGCAUCUGCAACCACGACUGUGAUAGACAGCAAAAAUGGAUCUGUACCCAAAUCCCCUGGAAGGGUGUUGAAGAGGACAGUCACGGAAGACCUAGUGACAACGUUCAGCUCCCCUGCAGCCUGGCUGCUGGUCAUCGCUCUGAUAGUCACCUGGUCAGCUGUUGCCAUUGUUAUGUUUGACUUAGUGGAUUACAAAAACUUUUCAGCGAGCUCUAUUGCCAAGAUUGGCUCAGAUCCUCUAAAACUCGUACACGAUGCUGUGGAGGAAACCACGGACUGGAUCUACGGGUUCUUUUCUUUGUUGUCUGAUAUCAUCUCAUCUGAAGGUGACGAAGAAGAUGAUGACGGGGGUGAGGACACUGACAAAGGAGAAAAAGAGGAGCCUCCCUUGAAGAAAAAAGAAAUACACAAAGAAAAAGCUGAAAAGCAGGAGAAACCUGAAAGGAAAAUACAAACUAAAGUUACACACAGAGAAAAAGAAAAAGACAAAGAGAAAGUAAAAGAAAAAGAAAAACCUGAAAAGAAAGCAACUCACAGGGAUAAAACUGAGAAAAAAGAAAAACCAGAAACAAAGACAGUGGCAAAAGAAGAGAAGAAGGCUAAGUCUGAAGAAAAGACUAAAAAGGAAGUAAAAGGUGGGAAACAGGAGAAAGCCAAGCAAACAGCUGCAAAAGUAAAAGAAGUACAGAAAACCCCAACUAAACCCAAGGAGAAGGAGGCCAGAGAGACGGCCGCUGUGUCGAAGCCUGACCAGAAAGAUCAGUAUGCAUUCUGUCGAUAUAUGAUUGAUAUGUUUGUCCGUGGGGAUUUAAAACCAGGACAAAGCCCAACUAUACCACCUCCAUUACUGACAGAACAAGCUUCCAGACCCACGGUUGCAUCACCUACUCUUGAAGAAAAAGAAAGAGAAAAGAAAAUUGAGAAGAAAGUUACUUCUGAAACAAAAAAGAAAGUAGAAAAAGAAGAUGUCAAAAAGAAAAGUGAGAAGGAAAUUGCCAUUGAUGUGAAAAAAAAAGAGCCAGGAAAAGCUCCUGAAACCAAACAAGACACUAUUAAAGUUUCUGCACCAGCAGUAACUAAGAAGGAUGAAAAAAAGGAAGAUUCCAAGCAAACAAAGACAUCUGCAGAAGAACAACCCAGGGGAAAAAAACCGGAAAAGAAAGAAAAACAGGUGGAACCAGCAAAGUCACCAAAGAAGGAACAUCCAGCUCCAAGAGACAAACAAGUAAAAGCAAAAACUGAACGACCCAAAGAAGAAGUUGGUGCUAUCUCAACUAAAAAAGCUGUACCUGGGAAGAAGGACGAGAAAACAACGAAGACAGUGGAGCAAGAAAUUAAAAAAGAAAAAUCUGGGAAGCCUUCUUCACUUCCAAAGGAUAAAGAGCCUAUUAAAGGAAAAGAAGAAAAGGCUCCAGCUUCUCUAAAAGAAAAAGAACCUGAAACUAAAAAAGAUGAGAAGAUGCCCAGACCAGAACCUGAAACUAAAAAAGAUGAAAAGAUGCCCAAACCAGGUCUAGAAGUCAAGCCUAAACCUCCACAUCUACAAGUGAAAAGAGAAGAGAAGCCAAAACUACAAGUUAAAAAAGAAGCAAAACCAGAACAAGACAUAGUGAAACCAGAAAAGACUGUUUCUCAUGAUAAACCAGAAGAAAAAACUCUUAAGCAAGUAAAAGCUGUCACAAUAGAAAAAACAGAAGAAAAAACUCUCAAGCAAGUAAAAGCUGUCACAAUAGAAAAAACAGAAAAACCUGAGCAUCAGGAAAAAGAAGCUCCAUCUAUAAAAACGGAUAAACCAAAACCAACUCCAAAGAGAACAUCAGAAGUCACAGAAUCAGUGAAGAAGAAACCUGAAAAACCUGAAAAGGAAAGUAAAGAAAAAGUAGAAGUGAAACAUCAUAAAGAAGAAAAAGUCUCAAUAAGAAAAGAAAGUCUUCAAUUACCCAAUGUGACAAAAGCUGAAAAGCCAGCAAGAGGAUCAAAAGACCUUGAAGAUGUGCCUGCUCCAAAGAAAACAAAAGUAGAAGAAACUGAAGAGGUAUCUCCCACAAAGAAGCAAAAAAGUCCCAUCAGUUUCUUCCAGUGUGUCUACUUGGACGGUUACAACGGCUAUGGAUUUCAGUUUCCUGUCACCCCUGCACACCGCCCUGGAGAGAGCUCUUGCCAGGGAAAUUCUCCAGGACAGAAAAAGCAAGGACAAUAGGCACGCGUGCAUGAUCCUCACCAGUGCUUUAUGGUUUGGAAAGUGGGAUCUUAACAUUUUGUCCACAGUGGCACAGGCAACCGAAAUUAAGCAAUCUAGAGCAUUUCUGCGAAAACAUUUGACACUUCAGCCUGGUAUCGAGAGAAGAGGUGGUCAAAAGGGUUGAGUGAUAAGCAGACAUAGUGAAGUGUCAGAUGCUCAAGAAUCCGUUACGCGUGUUCGUUGCUGUGGGUGGGGAUGCCUCCAUGUUUUUAUUUCCACACACACUAUAAGGUUGUACAGAAAUUAAUUUAAAGUUUACUUAUACUGCUCCUUUAAAUAUAUAACUGACACAAUUACAGAAUAAAAUUCCUGGAUUCAAUUAGAAAUUUAUUUUUUAAAUGAUAUCUUAAGCUUCAUUCUAAAGUAGUGGUUCUCAACCUUCCUAAUGCCGCGACCCUUUAAUACAGUUCCUGAGUGUCACAACCCAGAGGUUGAGAACUGCUGUUCUAAAGGAUAGAGGAGCUUGUCAAAAGGGUUUCUUUUGCAAUUUAGGGAUAUUGAAACUCAAUUUACCCGAUAAGUUGAUGCUUGAAAGCUCCAUUUUACUUGUGCCUGUUUCUCUUUUUUGUGACUAUGCUCUAAGACUGGGUAACCAUUGCACUGAACAGUGCUAUAACUUUAUUGUGAUACUCUUUUAGAGUUCAAAAUAUCUCUGAAAUUUAAAUAUGAUUAGAUAAAGAAUAAAUGUUUGAUGAAUCUUAUCUCUAAGAUUUGUCUUGAGUUCCAGUUAGGACAUUAUUCCAGUGGAAAUGUACCAUUCAAUGAGGCUGGUCUGGUGAACUAUUUGUUAACAGAAUGAGAUGUGGAAUUUUCAGAUUUCUCCAGACUGUGUGAAAUUUUACAUCAAUCACUCAUGCAGGUGACUUGUGCAAAAAUAGUUUCAUUUCACUUUAAUACAUUUUUUCUCACAAUGGAAAAAUAUGAAUGCCAUUAAUAUCUAAGAAGACAUUUAACAACAAAUACCUUUAUAAGAUGUCUUACUUGUAUUUUAUGUCAUUGGUCAUCAGUGCCAAUGAAAUGGAUGACAAUUUUUAACUACUUGAUGACACAACACUGGGAAUGACCAUAUGGUUGUGUCACAUUCCUGGUGAUAUCACACUUUACCACGUCUUUCUAUCAUCUCUAAAAGUCAUGACUCCGUGACCUUUUUCAUGUUUACAGUUGCAACUGAACUUAUGACUAUUAACCCAGGAAGGAAACUGAGUUCACCUUUCUGGCAUUAUAAUGAUCUUCAGCAAAGUAUGAGAUACCCAGAGCCAAUACUAGCCAAGUGAUUUAUUUUCAAGGACUAUAACUAACUAUGGUUCUUUAGGACCAAGAUAUAGCACAGUUUCACUAAAAAUCAUGAGGCUAGGGCAUCAGUAAUAAAUUCAGUAUUAAUAACAUAUUUUCAGUGAUUUUUUUGAAACAAGUUGAUUGUCAGCCAGAUGCUUGUGGACCUAAUUCACAGCACAAAGCCAACCUUAUAAUGAACCCUAUUCAUGACACUUUCCAUGGGGGAGGGAAGACAAUAUGGGAGUGUGUAAUUUCAGGAUUCAUUAGAUGGUACCAGCUUGCAAAGCCCCUUCACGUGGCAAUGUAAACUUGUGGAAAGUGAUUAAAGUCUACUGUUUAAGUGAUCCUCCAGUCUGCUCGACUUAAUGAGUAGAGCGCAAAUACAACAGCUGAUUUAGAUUUCAUGGAACACAAUGGCUUAUCCAUUAAUUCUUUCAUUCAAUGACUGUUUAUUGAGCACUUACUCUUUCCAAGGCACCGUGUUAGGCACUGGACUGUAUAAGAAAAAUCCAAUGAUAAUUUCUGCUUCCAGCGCUGUUCUGACACAGUGUAUGACCUUGGAAAAUUUACUUGACAUACUAUAUUUAUUUCUCUGUGGAUAAAAUAGAGAUUGCAAGACAAACAGUCUGAUAUUUCAUAGAAGGACUGUGGACAAUAUAAAAUAUGUUAAUAUGGAUGUGACACUGAAAGAAAUUUCUGAAAUAAUACUUUUGGCUACUGCAGUAUUUUUUUCUCUGAGUGUUUUUCUGUUUCUUUCAGUCUCAAUAUAUAAACUAUUUGUUUAAAAAUAUGACAUAGGCUGUUGUAAUUCGAAUGUAGACAAAUCAAUUACAAUGCAAACAAUGUUAAUAAUAAUUAGAUUGAUCUGAUUAAAGUUAUAAUGAUAAUAGCACCUUAAAAUAAUAUCUAACCUGUUGUUUGUACGUGUCCAUCAAAUGAAAUAUUUCUAAUCUUUUCAGGUUUGAUUCCUUGCAUUUUAAAAGGAAAAGAUAAAUGCUUGAUUAAGAGUUGCUGUCUUUAAUAGUUCAUUCAUAAUUCAUGUUGUAUUGGCCAUAAUAUGUAAGCGUUUCAUCAUUGUCUUAAUUCUCUGCUUUGUUCGAUUGAUACAAGCUAUUCACUUCACGCCUCCUUUCUUCCUCAUACUUCACCCCCUCUUAAUGGUUAAAGAGCUGUAGAAAAUAAGCAUUGAUUUUACCUAAGGUUUCUGAUUCAUGUUUAGCUUUCAUAAAGCCUGGUAAAUCAUCAUUCAAGUAAGACAAGCUUUUCUUGAAAUAAACCUCAUGAGAAGCACCAAUAUAUUGACUCCUUCUGGCAUGUUUGUCAAAACACCGCACAGAAAUAUUUUAAAACCGAUAUUGUAUAUUUAUUUAGAUACUCAGCCUAUUUGCUUGAGAAAUUUUGCUAGAAAAAGAAGCAAAGCGAGAGGCAGCACCUGUGGCUCAGUGGGUAGGGAACUGCCCCCAUAUAUCAAGGGUGGUAGGUUCAAACCCAGCCCCAGCCAAACUGCAAACAAACAAACAAAAAAAGCAAAGCAAAUAACAAAUAUUGUUGAUGGAGUACUCAGUGAAAAUCUAGCCCAAUUGGAAGAUACAGAAAUAUAAUUAAUGCUUAGAGAAACUCAGAAAGUUUCCCAGUCACCGAUUGUUUCAAAGCCAAGCCUAGAACUUUGGUCAGGUAACUCCCAAAUGCUCUUGACUACUUUUCAGGGUGUUUUUAUCAACUGUGGAUAAUUUUUCUAAUUAUUUCAAAUAAAUAUCUCAAAUCUGGCUUUCAAAUUAUAA
Messenger RNA from Nycticebus coucang (slow loris), 5640 nucleotides. It is a transcript of the gene TRDN, whose product is annotated as triadin. The coding region runs from base 317 to 2542 and encodes 741 amino acids. Gene Ontology annotation, molecular function: signaling receptor binding. Gene Ontology annotation, cellular component: sarcoplasmic reticulum; membrane. The record is from RefSeq and is a predicted model, not a curated record. Lineage: Eukaryota; Metazoa; Chordata; Mammalia; Primates; Lorisidae. The transcript has 41 exons.